Molecule: messenger RNA, 1192 nt
Organism: Lineus longissimus
Lineage: Eukaryota; Metazoa; Nemertea; Pilidiophora; Heteronemertea; Lineidae
Product: valacyclovir hydrolase-like
Exons: 7
Coding region: 41-925 (294 amino acids)
Molecular function (GO): serine hydrolase activity
Source: RefSeq, a predicted model, not a curated record
UUGGUGUUAAGAUCAAUAAUUUUCUCCGAUAAUUGUUAACAUGGCCGGCUCGCUAUAUCGGGCUGCCGCAAGGGUUAGGAACAUCUCAGGCCAUCUAAAGGGACUUGCCCGUCAAUCAUUGCCACUGGGGAGGAUGGCAUGUUAUGCGACAAACGCUGGAGUAGAAUCUUUAACCACUGAAGUAGAAGGCUGCACGAUUCACUAUGAGAAAGUGGGAAAUGGUGACCACACGGUCCUGCUUCUUCCAGGAGCUUUGGGUUCUGCCAGGACAGACAUGGCCCCACUGAUCGAGAAGCUGAACCGUGAUGCAUUUACAGUGAUUGCUUGGGAUCCGCCUGGCUAUGGGAAAAGCCGACCCCCAGCCAGGGAAUGGCCGAAACGAUUCCUUCACAGAGAUGCCAACUAUUGUGCCAAGUUCAUGGAGCAAAUUGGUCACGAGAAAUACUCCGCAGCGGGUUGGAGUGAUGGCGGGAUCACUGCACUGAUCCUGGCCUCGGCGAACCCUGACAACAUGCGAAAACUAGUUGUAUGGGGAUCGAAUGCCUAUCUUACUGCUGAAGAAAUUAGUUUUUAUGAAGGCAUUAGUGAUAUAAGCAAGUGGAGUGAGAAGAUGAGGAAUCCCUAUAUUGAAGUCUAUGGUGCCGAAUACUUCCAGGAACACUGGAGAAAAUGGAAGGAUGCAUUCCUUGUAUACUUCAUGGAACACAAAGGAAACAUCUGUAUGGAUGACCUACCGAACAUAGACUGCCCAACCCUGAUAGUUCAUGGGCAGAAGGACCCUCUUGUACCGCAGUUCCAUCCCGAUCACCUGGUCAAAAAUAUCAAGGGAUCGAAAUUGAUCAACAUGCCAGACGGCAAACACAACCUUCACUUGCGAUACGCUGAUGAAUUCAACAAAAUACUGGAAGAAUUUCUCUUGGAAUGAAUGCAAAGGACUUUUCUUCGUGGUAGUGCGUGGUGCCAUAAAGCUACAUGUGCCCCGAGAGGGUUACCAGUUAGAUUGGGUGACUAACUUAGUGUCAAUCAUCAGUGCUGUUUAUGUACAUUUUUAGUACAUGAAGUCUAGGUGACCGUAAGUGAAACAUGUACAUUUCUCCUGUGACUUUGCUGCCUUUGGUCUUGAUGUAAAACACAACCUUAAUUGUAUUAAUGUGUAUAAUUUCGAAGUCUAUUAAACUGUCGUCUGCUCGAA